AUGUCUACAGUCCAUGAUGAAGACCACUCUAUUUCAUCAUCUCAAUUUGAUGAUAUGGAUGAAAGUAAGAGCACAAUACCAGUGCCAUCAGAAUCUAGCACCGACGAGAAGCCAUUUCCAUUCUUCAGGCUGCUUUGCUAUGCUGAUGCAGUCGACUGGCUCCUCAUGGCCCUUGGAACCAUCGGGUCUGUCAUUCAUGGUAUGGCAUUCCCCGUUGGGUAUCUCCUUCUAGGGAAAGCACUUGACGCUUAUGGAACUAACAUAAAUGAUCAAGAGGGCAUGGUCCAUGCACUGUAUAAGGUGGUUCCCUUUGUGUGGUAUAUGGCAGCAGCUACUCUUCCUGCUGGAAUGGUCGAGAUCUCCUGCUGGAUAUACUCAAGUGAAAGACAGUUAGCACGCAUGCGGCUAGCGUUUCUGAGAUCAGUACUCAAUCAAGAGGUUGGGGCCUUUGACACUGACUUAACCACUGCAAAAAUUAUCACAGGAGUAACCAGCCACAUGAGUGUCAUACAAGAUGCAAUUGGUGAGAAGCUCGGUCAUUUCGUCACAAGCUUCUCCACUUUCUUUGCUGGUAUCAUAAUCGCAUUUGCCAGCUGCUGGGAAGUUGCAUUGCUCUCCUUUCUGGUCAUUCCUCUGAUCCUCGUCAUUGGAGCAUCAUACACAAAACACAUGAAUGGCAUAUCAUUAUCACGUAAUGUCAUAAUCUCGGAAGCAACAUCUAUUGUAGAGCAGACCUUGUCGCAUAUUAAGACUGUCUUCUCCUUUGUCGGGGAGAAAUGGGCCAUGAAAUCCUUUGUCCAGUGCAUGGAUAAUCAGUACAAACUAAGUAAGAAGGAGGCGGUGAUAAAGGGGAUAGGACUGGGAUUGUUCCAAGCUGUGACCUUCUGUUCAUGGGCACUGAUGGUUUGGAUUGGGGCAGUUGCAGUAACCAGACGAAAGGCAACAGGAGGUGGCACGAUAGCUGCCAUCAUGAGCAUCCUCUUUGGAGCAAUAUCAAUUACCUAUGCUGCACCGGACCUUCAGACCUUUAAUCAGGCAAAAGCUGCAGGAAAAGAAGUGUUCAAGGUUAUUGAAAGAAAGCCAUCCAUUAGUUAUGAGAAACAUGGAUCAGUACUAGGAAAGGUUCGAGGAGAAAUAAAAUUACGCAGGGUGCAUUUUGCCUAUCCAUCGCGCCAGGAUAAGCCAAUUCUCCAAGGAUUCUCGUUAUGCAUCCCUGCAGGCAAAGUUGUUGCACUGGUAGGAAGCAGCGGCUGUGGGAAGAGCACUGUGAUUUCACUACUCCAAAGGUUCUAUGAUCCAGCCUCAGGUGACAUAUUCAUUGACGGUCACAGUAUCAAGAAACUUGAUCUGGAAUCCCUCCGAAGAAACAUUGCUUCAGUUUCUCAGGAACCAUCACUAUUUUCGGGGACCAUCAAGGAUAACUUGAGGAUUGGUAAAAUGGAUGCAAGUGAUGAUGAGAUAUCCAAAGCAGCUAGAACAGCUAAUGUGCAUUCAUUUAUAUCCAAACUUCCCAAUGAAUACUUAACAGAGGUAGGGGAAAGAGGAGUGCAGUUGUCAGGAGGUCAGAAACAACGAAUAGCUAUUGCAAGGGCAAUGCUCAAGGAUCCACCAAUCCUCCUUCUGGAUGAAGCAACAAGUGCCCUUGAUUCAGAGUCAGAAAAGCUAGUUCAAGAUGCACUGGAUAAAGCUAUGAGUGGGAGGACUGUCAUAUUGAUAGCACACAGAAUGUCUACAGUUGUAAAUGCUGACACAAUUGUUGUCGUGGAGAAUGGAAAAGUAGCACAAACUGGAACACAUCAAGAGUUGCUUGGGAAAAGCACAUUCUACUCCAAUGUAUGCAGCAUGCAAAAUAUAGAGAAGGAAGCUGGAAAGAGGGUAGAAAGCUCUUCUGAUAAUGCAAUAGAAGAUGAAAUCGACGAAGUGUACGAUAGGCAGCUCUCUCCAAAGCAGGGAGAACAGACCAAAUUAGAACGACCAAACUCUAAGCAAUCAAAGCAAGAGGUCAGAAAGGAAAUACAUCCUUUCUUUAGACUUUGGUAUGGGCUGCAGAAAGACGACAUUGCAAAGAUACUAUUAGGGUCAUCAGCAGCAGCUAUAUCUGGAAUCUCAAAGCCCUUGUUCGGUUACUUCAUCAUGACAAUUGGUGUGGCAUAUUAUGAUCCAGAUGCAAAGAGAAAAGUCAGCAAAUAUUCUUUCAUUUUCUUCACAGCUGGGGUGAUCACACUUGCCAGUAACAUCUUUCAGCACUAUAUUUAUGGUGUUGUUGGAGAGAAGGCAAUGAAAAACCUAAGGGAGGCCAUCUUUUCAUCUGUUCUUCGAAAUGAACUUGGAUGGUUUGAAAAACCAAAAAAUGGUGUAGGCUUUCUUACCUCGCGCAUCGUGAGCGACACCUCAACAAUCAAGAUCAUCAUAUCUGAUAGAAUGGCUGUCAUUGUGCAAUGCAUCUCUUCAAUUCUUAUAGCAACAGUGGUGAGCAUGUACGUCAAUUGGAGGAUGGGUUUAGUAUCAUGGGCAGUCAUGCCAUGCCAUUUCAUUGGUGGCCUUAUUCAAGCCAAAGCAGCCAAAGGGUUCUAUGGUGACUCUGCUAUCGCUCACCAGGAACUUGUCUCCCUUGCUUCAGAGGCAGCUAGCAACAUCCGAACUGUGGCAUCCUUUGUUUAUGAAGAUGAAAUAAUUAAGAAAGCAGAAUUGUCGCUGCAAGAACCCAUGAGAGUGACCAAGAUUGAGAGCAUGAAGUAUGGUGUAAUCCAAGGAAUCUCACUCUGCCUGUGGAAUAUUGCACAUGCAGUGGCACUUUGGUACACCACAGUUCUGGUUCAGAGGAAGCAAGCUUCAUUUGAGAACAGCAUAAGAUCAUACCAGAUAUUCUCACUCACAGUACCUUCCAUAACAGAGUUAUGGACUCUGAUUCCUAUGGUCAUGUCAGCCAUUGCAAUAUUAAAUCCAGCAUUUGAAAUGCUUGACAGAGACACACAAAUUGUUCCAGACAAACCAGAGAGUCCCAGUAAUGGCUGGCUCAUGGGGAGAACUGAGUUUCAAGAUGUGAACUUCAACUAUCCAUCAAGACCAGAGGUGACCAUUCUUGAUGGCUUCAAUCUAGUCAUUGAGCCUGGCCAAAGAGUAGCAUUGGUUGGUCCAAGCGGUGCAGGCAAAUCCUCUGUCCUGGCACUACUGUUGAGAUUCUAUGAUCCUCAGAGAGGUAGAGUGCUAAUUGAUGACAAGAACAUAAAAGACUACAAUCUCAGAUGGCUCAGGAAGCAGAUUGGGCUAGUUCAACAAGAGCCAAUCUUGUUCAAUUCAUCCAUCAGAGACAACAUUAGCUAUGGAAGCGAAGAGACUUCAGAGACUGAAAUAAUUCAGGCUGCGAUGGAGGCAAACAUUCACGAGUUCAUCAGCAGCCUGCCAAAAGGAUAUGAUACAGUUGUUGGAGAAAAAGGAAGCCAGCUUUCAGGAGGGCAGAAGCAGCGGAUAGCUAUUGCAAGAACACUACUCAAACGGCCAGCCAUUCUUCUUCUUGAUGAAGCAACUAGUGCACUUGAUGGUGAAUCUGAGAGAGUGGUGAUGAGUUCUUUAGGGGCCAAGGAGUGGAAUAAAAGAAAUGAGGCAUCAAGCAAGAUUACAAGUAUCACAGUGGCACAUAGAUUGUCAACGGUCAUAAACGUGGACAUGAUUGUUGUGAUGGAGAAAGGAGAAGUGGUCGAACUUGGUAAUCACCAAACACUGAUCUCUGCAGAUGAUGGUGUAUACUCAAGAUUGUUCCACUUGCAAAGCAACAUGAGGGAUUGA
Molecule: messenger RNA, 3786 nt
Organism: Oryza brachyantha (malo sina)
Lineage: Eukaryota; Viridiplantae; Streptophyta; Magnoliopsida; Poales; Poaceae
Product: ABC transporter B family member 19-like
Exons: 10
Coding region: 1-3786 (1261 amino acids)
Biological process (GO): transmembrane transport
Cellular component (GO): membrane
Molecular function (GO): ABC-type transporter activity; ATP hydrolysis activity; ATP binding
Source: RefSeq, a predicted model, not a curated record